GUUCUGGCCGAGUCUUCCAAGGGUCCUACCAGCUCUUCCCUACCCCCGGCUUUUCCACCAGCCCUUCCCUCCCUCGUGGUCCUGCUAAGAACAUCUAAUGAUACUUUGCGUGCCUCGCGCGAUUGGAUUGAUGUUCUGUACUUCCACACCCUAUUCAAGUGUGGACGUCUGUGCAAGUGCGAGGCUGUCAUGGCGGCAUUCAAAGGCAUCUGGACGCAGGCCUUCUGGAAAGCUGUUUCAGCAGAAUGUUUGGCAAUGCUUAUAUUCGUCCUCCUGAGCCUUGGCUCCACAAUCAACUGGGGUGGAGCUGAGAAACCUCUACCUGUAGACAUGGUCCUUAUCUCUCUCUGCUUUGGACUCAGCAUUGCCACCAUGGUGCAGUGCAUUGGACAUAUUAGUGGUGGCCACAUUAACCCUGCAGUCACUGUUGCUAUGGUCUGCACUAGGAAGAUCAGCCUUGCCAAAUCAGUCUUCUACAUUGCAGCUCAGUGCCUGGGUGCCAUCGCAGGGGCAGGCAUUCUCUACCUUGUUACUCCAAGGAGUGUGGUAGGGUCCUUGGGAGUCACCUCGGUACAUAGAGACCUUUCCGCUGGCCAUGGACUACUGGUGGAGUUGAUAAUUACAUUCCAGCUGGUUUUUACUAUUUUUGCAAGCUGUGAUUCAAAACGAAGUGAUGUUACAGGUUCAGUGGCAUUAGCAAUUGGAUUGUCAGUUGCAAUUGGACACCUAUUUGCUAUCAGCUACACAGGUGCCAGCAUGAAUCCAGCUAGAUCAUUUGGACCUGCAGUUAUCAUGGGAAAAUGGGAACAUCAUUGGAUAUAUUGGGUAGGACCAAUUAUAGGAGCAGUCCUUGCAGCUGCCCUUUACGAAUACAUCUUCUGUCCUGAUGCUGAACUCAAGCGCCGUUUCAAAGAAGCCUUCACUAAAACCAAUCAGCAAUCCAAAGGGAAAUAUAUAGAAGUAGAAGAUAGCAGGAGCCAGGUGGAAACAGAUGAUUUGCUCUUGAAGCCUGGAGUGGUCCACGUCAUUGACAUUGAGAAGGGUGAAGAUAAGAAGGGAAGAGACCCAACAAACGAGGUGCUGUCGUCUGUAUGACUAGCAAGGAGCACUGAAAGCAGAGAACAGCCUACUAGCUUGCCCACAGAUAGCCUUCCACCCAUCAAAGAGACAGAUCUGUUGUAAAUUAGGCCCCUACUUCAUCUUAAAAUUUUAGGGAGAUAGCAGCAAUUAAUUAGUUGCUCUAUCAGACCACAGACCCAUUCUCUUGAAGUGGUAGCAGUUAAUGAUGUUGAUAGAUUAUUCCAAAUUCAGAAACGUCCUUUUGGUGAUGACAGUAGAGGAAAUCUUUCUGUUCCUUCUCUGUCCCAAGUGAAUUUUAGAAGAGGCACCCAUUUUUAUGCAGGCAGUUUCAAAUGGGAAAUAGCAGUUGUUGACAGUCAGAUUGACAGAUGAGGGUUAUCUGAAGAUGCCUAUAGACAUAGAAAGCAGUGUCUAUCAGAUUGUUCUUCUGACACUUAAUUGCCUGUUGUCAAUCCUGAUUAGAAUUUUAAUGACAAAGUCUAUGAAAGGCUCAGAGACAGCAAGGCAAACAUACAGGAUACAAAUCCUUUAAAAUCAUUGACUUUUAUACCCCAUUCUAAAAUAACCAUUCUGUCAACUUUUUAAAUUGAUGCCAUAUCUGGGAGGUCAUAUUCCCACCAUUAAAUCCUAUAUAUACAUUUUAAAAAACCCCUUUAAAUCAUUACUAAUAAUGUUAAUAUUGAGAAGUACCGAUGAUGAUACUGGAGGAAUGCAUCACUUUAUUAUCCUUCCCUUUAAAUUGUUUUCAUGAGAAUUCAAUUAUUUUCAAUAUAACUUUAUUCCAUCUCAAAAGUUAAAGAUCUAGGACACAAUCCAGCCAAAGUUAAGCACUUUGCAUUGCAAUUAUAAGAAUACUUUCCUAAGAGUAGAUCUGCUUAGGAUUUCAUUGCUAAAUUCCAUUGUAUUUUACUGUGAAAACCCUGCACUCUCCCAUUAAUAUCAGUGGAAUUUUAAAGUCCGUCACUGGGGAUGGAGUGUAUCCAGCAAGUAUCCAGAUAUCAGAAGGAAGAUGAAGGCUAAUCUGUUUUCAGUGCACUUAUCCAGUAAAAAAAAAAAUUACUGUGCCAAAUUUAUAUAAUUGAAAUGUUAAACUUACUUAUCCACUGUGCUCACAAUGUGAUCCGUUUAUUAAUAGCAAACAAGCAUGUAUUAAUUAUUUAAAAUACUGGCUGUGAAAUAUUUUGGCAAUUGCUUAGCUUUUGCCUGCUCUGUUGUUAACAUGAUUUGUUUUAGCGAUGUUUCAGGUAACACAGAUUUCCUACAUAGAAAUUGUUCCAUGCAGAGAAAGAAUAGGUACAUCGCAUGUGGCAGUUAUUCAGGUAUGUCUGUUUCACCAUCUGUACAUUCAGUGUACAUGUGCUGAAAAACCGCAGCUAACAAAGGCAUAUGCAGAUGUCACAACAAAAUCUAUGAAACGGUUAAAGUGAAAUCUGUGAAUUUUCAAUGGCAUUAGAAAGAAGCAGCAUACAAUAGCUUGCAACAUUGUGUUGGUUAGUAGCAAGUCUGCCAUUCAUGAACUUCAAAUGCUUGGUCAAAAAUGUUUACAGUUUCCAAACAUCAACAGAAUUGACUUCUACUGUGACUGAGGUAUCAUCUGUACAGAAAUCAUCCAUUUAGAAUGGCUUGUUAAUAGGUGGUGACAAAAAUAUCGAACCACUCUGAAAACAUCAUCUCCAACAAGGAAUAGUAAUAGCUCGGGCUGUUUCAUUGGUAGGGAUAGUGAUAAUGCACAUGUAAAGACAUAUAUUCGCAGAACGCUCCUUUCAGUGGAGAUGUUGGAGCCUCUGCACGUAGAGCAAAUUAUUGGUUCAAGGCCCAGGGUUAUGUGUACCUCAUAACCUUUGGAAAGGAAAUUCUUCUUUUAUUAUAAAGAUAGAAUAAUAAAACUUAAGCAAUGCCUUCUACUCAAGCCAC
This is a messenger RNA of Sphaerodactylus townsendi, 2994 nucleotides long. It is a transcript of the gene AQP4, whose product is annotated as aquaporin 4. The coding region runs from base 190 to 1095 and encodes 301 amino acids. The transcript is spliced from 5 exons. Gene Ontology annotation, biological process: transmembrane transport. Gene Ontology annotation, molecular function: water channel activity. Gene Ontology annotation, cellular component: basolateral plasma membrane; plasma membrane. The record is from RefSeq and is a predicted model, not a curated record. NCBI's taxonomy places the organism in Eukaryota, Metazoa, Chordata, Lepidosauria, Squamata, Sphaerodactylidae.